AUGCCGCGCGCUGUGCGAGGCCUGCUCAUCGAGUGCGAUCCCUCAAUCAAAUCCAUGAUCCUGAAGUACGACGAGGAACGACACGACUACAUUGUGGAGGACUUGGACGAUGAAAACCACUUGGUCAUCAAGGAGAGUCAGCUAGAAAAUCUGAAGGCGCGUCUGGACCAUGACCUUGAUGAGAAAAUUAUGCAGCUUGACGAAUCCGAAUCCGAGUAA
Penicillium pulvis is the source of this 219-nucleotide messenger RNA. RefSeq names its product TFIIH complex subunit TFB5 (gene tfb5). Bases 1 to 219 code for a protein of 72 amino acids. Gene Ontology annotation, biological process: nucleotide-excision repair, preincision complex assembly; transcription initiation at RNA polymerase II promoter; transcription by RNA polymerase II. The transcript has 3 exons. Lineage: Eukaryota; Fungi; Ascomycota; Eurotiomycetes; Eurotiales; Aspergillaceae. Gene Ontology annotation, cellular component: transcription factor TFIIH core complex; transcription factor TFIIH holo complex. The record is from RefSeq and is a predicted model, not a curated record.